This is a messenger RNA of Sciurus carolinensis (gray squirrel), 2677 nucleotides long. It is a transcript of the gene Pde6b, whose product is annotated as phosphodiesterase 6B. Gene Ontology annotation, biological process: retina development in camera-type eye; signal transduction. Lineage: Eukaryota; Metazoa; Chordata; Mammalia; Rodentia; Sciuridae. Gene Ontology annotation, cellular component: photoreceptor outer segment membrane. The transcript has 22 exons. Gene Ontology annotation, molecular function: protein binding; 3',5'-cyclic-nucleotide phosphodiesterase activity. Bases 1 to 2565 code for a protein of 854 amino acids. The record is from RefSeq and is a predicted model, not a curated record.
AUGAGCCUCGGAGAGGAGCAGGUGCGCAGCUUCCUGGACAGGAACCCUGACUUUGCCCACCAGUACUUUGAGAAGCAGCUGAGCCCUGAGCAUGUGGCUGCCUGUGAGGACGGGCGCCUGGAGGGCUGCGGCAGCCUGCGCGAGCUGUGCCAGGUCGGGGAGAGCGCUGCGCUCUUCGAGCUGGUGCAGGACAUGCAAGAGAGCGUCAGCAUGGAGCGCGUGGUCUUCAAGCUGCUGCGGCGCCUCUGCGCCAUCCUGCAGGCUGACCGCUGCAGCCUCUUCAUGUACCGCCAGCGCAACGGCGUGGCUGAGCUGGCCACGCGGCUCUUCAGCGUGCAGCCAGGCAGCGUUCUAGAGGACUGCCUGAUACCCCCUGACUCCGAGAUCGUCUUCCCGCUGGACAUCGGGGUCGUGGGCCACGUGGCUCAGACCAAGAAGAUGGUGAACGUGCCGGAUGUGACCCAGAAUCCCCACUUCAGCCCCUUCGCCGAUGAACUCACUGACUACGUGACCAGGAGCAUCCUGGCCAUGCCCGUCAUGAAUGGCAAGGACGUCGUGGCAGUGGUCAUGGCAGUGAACAAACUCGGUGGCCCCUGCUUCACCAGCGAAGACGAGGACGUUUUCAAGAAGUACCUGAAUUUUGCUGAAUUGAACCUGAAGAUCUAUCACUUGAGUCACCUUCACAACUGUGAGACACGACGAGGCCAGGUGCUGCUCUGGUCAGCCAACAAGGUGUUUGAGGAGCUGACGGACAUCGAGAGGCAGUUCCACAAGGCCUUCUACACAGUGCGGGCCUAUCUGAAUUGUGACCGGUACUCCGUGGGCCUCCUGGACAUGACCAAGGAGAAGGAGUUUUUUGACGUGUGGCCUGUGCUGAUGGGAGAAGCUCCGCCAUACUCAGGCCCACGCACACCCGACGGCCGGGAAAUUGUCUUCUACAAAGUCAUUGACUACAUCCUCCACGGCAAGGAGGACAUCAAGGUCAUUCCCACACCCCCAGACGAUCACUGGGCCCUGGCCAGUGGCCUUCCAACCUAUGUGGCAGAAAGUGGCUUUAUCUGUAACAUCAUGAAUACCUCCACAGAUGAAAUGUUCAAGUUUCAGGAGGGGCCCCUGGACGACUCUGGGUGGGUCAUCAAGAAUGUGCUCUCCAUGCCCAUCGUCAACAAGAAGGAGGAGAUCGUGGGGGUGGCGACCUUCUACAACAGGAAAGACGGGAAGCCCUUUGACGAGCAGGAUGAAGUUCUCAUGGAGUCCCUGACGCAGUUCCUGGGCUGGUCAGUGCUGAACACAGACACCUAUGACAAGAUGAACAAGCUGGAGAACCGCAAAGACAUCGCCCAGGACAUGGUUCUGUACCACGUGAGAUGCGACAAGGAUGAAAUCCAGAUGAUCCUGCCAACGAGGGAACGCCUGGGGAAGGAGCCCACUGACUGUGAGGAGGACGAACUGGGGAAGAUCUUGAAGGAAGAGCUUCCAGGACCCACCAAGUUCGACAUCUAUGAGUUUCAUUUCUCUGACCUGGAGUGCACAGAGCUGGAGCUGGUCAAGUGUGGCGUCCAGAUGUACUACGAGCUGGGCGUGGUGCGCAAGUUCCAGAUCCCCCAGGAGGUCCUGGUGCGGUUCCUGUUCUCUGUCAGCAAAGCCUACCGGAGAGUCACCUACCACAACUGGCGCCACGGCUUCAACGUGGCCCAGACCAUGUUCACGCUACUCAUGACCGGCAAGCUGAAGAUCUACUACACAGACCUGGAGGCCCUCGCCAUGGUCACGGCAGGCCUGUGCCACGACAUCGACCACCGAGGCACCAACAACCUGUACCAGAUGAAAUCCCAGAAUCCCCUAGCCAAGCUCCAUGGCUCCUCCAUCUUGGAGCGGCACCACCUGGAGUUUGGGAAGUUCCUGCUGGCAGAGGAGAGCCUGAACAUCUACCAGAACCUGAAUCGGCGGCAGCACGAGCAUGUGACCCACCUCAUGGACAUCGCCAUCAUCGCCACCGACCUGGCCCUCUACUUCAAGAAGAGGACCAUGUUCCAGAAGAUCGUGGAUGAGUCCAAGAACUAUGCAGACAAGAAGAGCUGGGUGGAGUACCUGUCUCUGGAGACCACGCGGAAGGAGAUAGUCAUGGCCAUGAUGAUGACUGCCUGUGACCUGUCUGCCAUUACCAAGCCCUGGGAGGUCCAGAGCAAGGUUGCUCUGCUGGUGGCCGCUGAGUUCUGGGAACAAGGGGACUUGGAAAGGACAGUCUUGGAUCAGCAGCCCAUUCCCAUGAUGGACAGGAACAAGGCGGACGAGCUCCCCAAGCUGCAGGUUGGCUUCAUCGACUUCGUGUGCACGUUUGUGUACAAGGAGUUCUCCCGUUUCCAUGAAGAGAUCCUGCCCAUGUUUGACCGACUUCAGAACAACAGGAAGGAGUGGAAAGCACUGGCUGACGAGCACGAGGCCAAAGUGAAGGCCCUGGAGGAGGAGAAGCAGCAGGAGGAGAGUGUGGCAGUCAAGAAAGUGGGCACAGAAAUCUGCAAUGGCGACCCGGCACCCAAGUCUUCUACCUGCUGUAUCCUGUGAGCCCUGGUCCAGCAGCUGGCUCCCUCCAGCCCCUCACCCACUGGAACGUGGGCUCCACCUCUUGCACUUUGGAGUAAAAAGUUAGGAAGCCAAGAAAAUGACUGAAGACAGU